This is a messenger RNA of Diceros bicornis minor, 1919 nucleotides long. It is a transcript of the gene CREB3L3, whose product is annotated as cAMP responsive element binding protein 3 like 3. Gene Ontology annotation, molecular function: RNA polymerase II cis-regulatory region sequence-specific DNA binding; DNA-binding transcription factor activity, RNA polymerase II-specific. The record is from RefSeq and is a predicted model, not a curated record. Gene Ontology annotation, cellular component: nucleus. The transcript is spliced from 11 exons. The coding region runs from base 1 to 1464 and encodes 487 amino acids. Gene Ontology annotation, biological process: regulation of transcription by RNA polymerase II. Lineage: Eukaryota; Metazoa; Chordata; Mammalia; Perissodactyla; Rhinocerotidae.
AUGGUCGAUCGAGACCAGCCUCGGAUGCCCCAAAUCGAAGCGCCAGAGAGGAGCAGGCAAGCCCGGGCGCCCCGUGGGCUGAGCCUCCAGCGCGAAGCAGAGCUGCUGGCGCCCCUGUAUGGGGAUUUAGCGGCUGGAAAGAUGGCUUCCUCCACCGGUCCGCUGGGCCCCAUCGACAGCCUGGAGCUCCUGGACCUCCUGUUCGAUAGGCAGGACGGUGUUCUGAGGCACGUGGAGCUGGGCGAGGACCAGGUCCUGCCAGCCCCGGACUCUGAUGAGCUCCUCAACUCCAUCCUGGCUUCUGGAGACUCGGUGGCCAGCUCCCCGCUCUGGUCUCCCGCGGCCAGCGACAGCAGCGUCUCCGAAGAUCUGCCCUCCGACCCCCAGGACAGCCCUCCAUGCAGUGGCCCGGCUGCCACCCACGUGGGCUGCCAGAGCGUGGAGCCUGGCAAGGGGCCCUGGCCCUCCUACCGUCUUGGACCCCCCGGCCCCGCCAGGCCCCCAGGGCCGGUGACUCAAAUGCUCGGGGCCUCUGUGACCAUUGACCUGGAAAUGUGGAGCCCGGGCCUGCACCCUGAGGAGCGGGCCGACUCAGGCCCGCACUACAAACUCACAGUCAAGGACCUUCUCCUCUCGGGCAGCGGCGGGGACCUGCAACAGCAUCAUCUGGCAGCCCCCUACCUCUUGCGACCUGGGACUGGACACUGCCAGGAGCUGGUGCUGACAGAGGAUGAGAAGAAGCUACUGGCCAAGGAAGGCAUCACUUUGCCCACCCAGCUGCCCCUCACCAAGUAUGAGGAGCGGGUGCUGAAAAAAAUCCGCCGGAAAAUCCGGAACAAACAGUCGGCCCAAGAAAGCCGGAAAAAGAAGAAGGAAUAUAUUGAUGGUCUGGAAACUCGGAUGUCAGCCUGCACCGCCCAGAACCAGGAGCUUCAGAGGAAGGUCUUGCAUCUCGAGAAGCAGAACCUGUCCCUCCUGGAGCAGCUGAAGAGACUCCAGGCCAUUGUGGUCCAGUCCACCAGCAAGUCAGCCCAGACGGGCACCUGCAUAGCCGUCCUGCUGCUCUCCUUUGCCCUCAUCGUCCUCCCCUCCAUCAGCCCUUUCACCUCCAACAAGGCCGAGAGCCCCGGAGACUUCGCACCUGUGCGAGUUUUCUCCAGAACUUUGCACAACGACGCCGCCUCCCGCGUGGCCCCUGACACCACGCCCGGCUCUGAGGCCCCAGGCCCCUGGCCCCAGGCUGGCGCACCCCAAGAAGGGUCUCCAGGCAGCCCCGGGUCAGACUGGCAAUCGCAGAACAUGCUGGCUCUGGAUAACUCGACGGAGAAGUUGGACAACUUGACCCUGGUCUCAGGCAACUCCUCAGAGGAGCUGAGCCGGGCGACCCUGCUGGACUGGGCCUCGCCCGAGCCAGCGUUCAGCCCGGGGCGCGCAGGGCUGGAGGCUGCUGGGCAGGAGCUGUGAGCACCGCCCGGACGUGCCGCCAGGCCCCUCUGCUCAGGGGCCCUGCAGUGGACAGCGGCAGGCACGGGGAUCGGAGGUGAGGCAGAGACCCCGGUGACGAUGCACCAGCUCAGAGCUACACACCCAGGGACCCAGACACACGCAGAAACACGCUCAGACAUGGGGCAAGCAUGGGCCACAAAGCCUGGGAAAUACACACAGACCCAGGCGCACAAGGAAACAGGCAGACACGUGCAGACUGACCCACAGACCCCGACGGACAGACACGCACCAGGUCUCAGCAACUCCGCCGCCCGGGCCUCCUCCCUGCCCGCGUCACACAGGGAGGAGGAAGGGGCCGAGACCACGGGGACCUUGGCCCCGGAGCCCUGGCCGAGCUCUGAACUUCGGGCGGCCACCGCCCAGUCACCCUUCCCCUCUUUCUAAGACAGCCGUGAUCCCUAAUAAAGUAUUUU